Trametes versicolor FP-101664 SS1 is the source of this 528-nucleotide messenger RNA. RefSeq lists its product as uncharacterized. The transcript has 3 exons. Bases 1 to 528 code for a protein of 175 amino acids. Lineage: Eukaryota; Fungi; Basidiomycota; Agaricomycetes; Polyporales; Polyporaceae. The record is from RefSeq and is a predicted model, not a curated record.
AUGGAUUGGGCCACCACGUGCCAGGUUACCACGGAGGAGACCAUCGAAUUCCAGCUUAUCCGCCUGGAGAUAGCGAGCUCUAGAGAGAUCCUCUCCCCCGAACAGCGGCGCAAGGUCCUCAACGAUAUACCGCUCUGCCCCGAAGGGGGGCACAAGCUUCUCAACGCUAUAUCCCGCAUAGACGCUGUCGACAAGCUCCUCGAAGGGACGUGCCUGAACUUCUACUGGAUUGUUGAUACCAUAGGGGGGAUGGACGUCCGUAAAAUCGGUUUCAGGGGGGCUGUGGAUGCGGUGGUCCAGGCGUACAAGCCGCACACGUUCCUGGAAUUCGAAUGUGGAAGCCUGCACAUCUGUUUCCGCUUCUUUUUGAAACCGUCGAGGAUACCUCGCGGUGCGGCUACGACACCACGGGACUCCGAAGAACAUGGCGAGGCGUGGCGGAAGGUCGUGGUAGACUUUGAGCGCCUCGCCAGAGUACAAGGCUCUUACGGAAACCUCCAUAUUCGUCGUGGCGAUAUGCAACGAUAA